GCAGCAGCGCGUUCACAAACUCUCCAACACUUUAGCACAGAGCUACGCUCGCGAGAAGCGGAUACGCGCCCGGUCCCGGUGAAUUGCCCUAAUCCCUGUCGCGUGCACCGUGCAUGAAAACCCGCGCAGCAAGGCCGAAAACAAGCCAAAGCCAGGUCGUCCGUUUACAGACUGUAACAUGUAACAGAACACCCGCCGGGUGUGAAGCACGAGAGGAGAGCGAUCAUUCACCGGACACCUCCACCGUUAUUCGGGACAGGAGGAGGCUGGAGAUCCGCUGCUCUCAUGCUGUCCUGACCGGACCGGCUCAGCCGUAGACUGUUGUUUUGGACCCAGCGUCAGGUCAGGUUUAUAGCGGCACAAACGCGAGGCGAAGAUGUUGCAAGUGUUGGCGUGCGGUGUCGUGCUCUUCCCCGGUCUCUUCUUCACUUUCAGAAAAGUGCUGCCGUCCAUUUUCAAGCACUGGACAGAAGCAGACGUCGUGCUGGUCAGCGAGAGACUGGUGUCAUCGGUUCACGCUGUCAUGGCCGUGACAGCAGGCAUUGUUGUGGUGUCUUCCUGUAGAGGAAACGUGAUUACAGACCGACACUGGCUGGCCACCCAUUUUGUCAUUUGGUACGGUGUGCCCUACAUGUCAUACGACAUCUUCGCCAUGUACCUCAGCCAUUACCAUCGCUUCCGGGUCAAAGGUCACGAGGACUAUAAAAGCCACUCCCUUCGAACGGUCAACUCAUUCGUGAGGAAAGAGUUCCUGCUGGUCCUCCAUCACAUUGCACUGCUCACCAUUCUGCUUCCGGUGACUCUGUUCUUCAGGAAGGACCAGGGCGAUUACUUCAUUGGUUGUCUCUUCCUCACUGAGCUCAGCACUCCUUUUGUUUCACUGGGCAAAAUCCUUAUUCAGUUGGGUUUGCAGGAGUGCUGGCUGCACAAGGUCAAUGGCGGCGCGGUGCUUCUGAGUUUCUUUAUGUGUCGCAUCGCUCUCUUCCCGUUCAUGUACUGGAAGUACGGCUCUCACUACGGCAUCCCGCUCUACAGCGUUCCCUUCCACCUGCCACUCUCCACCAACCUGGGCAACAUCUGCAUCCUGGCGCCUCAAGUCUACUGGUUCGUCCUCCUCUGCUGCAAAGGAUACCGACUCUACAAACGUCAACGGGAUGCUAAGAAUCAGGCUUCUCCACUGUCCUCGCCCGAGCCGGUCUCCGACACCAGCAAGGAAGAUUAGAGCACCAAUCACUUUUUCAUCUACAGCAAACCGACAUGCGUCACAUCUGAAGGCAGCGGCAUCACUGCUACUAUUGCGUCUACGGUUCCCACAACUCCAGACUGUUCCUGUUUAUUUUGAAUCGACACACGCACGGCUGUGCCCUUCAAGGAGUGUCUCUUAGGUCGAGUGGUGUGACCCGUCUGUUCCUUUUCUGAUUGGAGGAUCUGCUACAGUUUUGACUGAUGUCUCUCGGUGUCAUUGGAAGUAUCUGUUACAACUUUUUGUCCUUUCAUCUUCUACGAUAUGCUAGCCCUACUCAAUCUUUUAGAAGUACACUGGUUUAGAGCAGGAAAGAUGUUAAGCGGAUGGCACAACCACACACAUUUACAUUCACGCAUUUGGCAGAUGCUUUUAUCCAAAGCGACUCGCAGUGCAUCACAAGAUAUUUUUAUCACUGUCGAUUUCUUUCAGAGCCAAAUUUAAAACCCAUCCGCCGUCGCUUAUACUUUGCUUUCAGCACAAAGCUGGCAUCACCAGGUAAACUUUUCCAUGACGACAUGGCUGUUGUUUACAGCUCAUUAGAGUCGUGUGAAUGUGUUUGCACACACACUGCCCUGCUGUGACUGUUUACACUCCUCUAACACAUAGCGCCCUUUACGCUCGGGAGGCGGCUAAUGAAUUCUGCUUCUGUUCUACGAGCCUUUUUACAAUCUUACGUCCUCCCUGUCACAUGAGGGCGGUAGAGAGUUGUCCCUUAUGUUUACCACUGUACGCACGGGGCUUGAACCUGUUGGGGGUCUUUGUAGGGCGCACAAAGCACAUUACGCUUGACGAGGGCACAUUAUGUCCGGGCCAUCUCCAGGUGAUAGUUAAAGCAAUAACACAAGGGGAUUGUGGGGAAGGAUAGAAAAAUUGCCAUCCUAAACGUAAUGUUUGGGUAUCUACUUCGGAAUGAAAAGUUCUACAGAGCUCUGUAAACAGAUUUCCAUAAAUUCUAGUUAUGCUCCGCUGCAAAGUCUAUAUCACUGACUAGAAAUGGAUCUUCUCGAGUGGAAUCUUUAUGAAUUCAUUUUUUAUGUAGUAAGCAUGAAUGACUGAAAGUGGAAAUUCAUUGGUCAUAGAAGCGGGAACACUAGUAAUAAUCGCUGUCUUUAUGAGGCAUUAGGGGAGCUUGAACUUUUAGCUUUCACCCAAAAAUGAAAAUUCUGUCAUCGUUUACUCGCCCUCUUGUCAUUUUAAACCUUUUAAGACAUUCUUUCUUCUGCAGAACACGAAAGAAGCAACUUUGAAGAAUGUUGGUAACUGAACAGCACCGGCCCCCGUUCACUUCUAUUGUAUGAACACAAAACCAACGCGAGUGAAUGGGGGCCGGUUAACGACAUUCUUCAAAAUAUCUUCUUUUGUGUUCUGCGUAAGAAAGGAAGUCCUACAGGUUUGAAAUGACAAAAUGGAAGAUUUUUCAUUUUGGGGUGAACUGUCACUUUAACUGAGCCUGCGGUUUUGUGUUUUAGAUCAUUUGAUUCAAUUCAGUUUUGACGUGCAGUGUAAAUGCGUUGGAGGGAUUUCGUAGGGUUGACGUGGCCUACGAGAGUUUGUGAAGUUUCGGGGCAUCUUUCAUAAUACAUGUAGUGGACGCUGAAUGCCAGGACAUCUUAGAUGUUUUUACGACGACUUCUAGAUAAGCUUAUUUAAAAGUGCAUAGCUGUCGGAUUAAUGCAUUGCUUAUUAUUACACUCUUAUUUAGCACAUUUCUAAAACAAACUGGACUGGACUCUAGCAAGUGUGUGUGAUGUCUUGUAUAACAGUGUGCAUAAGCUCUCAGCUCACACUCUCAGAGGCUGAACAAACAGGGUCUUUGCUGGAUUGAAAGAGAGAGAACGCUUUUCUGCUUUGCCUUUUUAAAGGUUUGGUACUUUUCAAAAGUAACUAUGCAGUCUUUCAUGGUGCUGCUUCACAACUCGUCAUCCGGUUUCUUUGGGCUGCGAUGCAUUUUGGUGAUAUAUUCCAUCAAUGCAUGUUGUGUUCCUGUUUUUUUUGUUUAGUAUUUGUUUAGUUAUCCUAUAGCUUUCAAUAGUGUGUCAUUAUGUGCUUUUCAUCAUCAUUUGAGCAUUGAGUCUGUGUGUUAAAGUGCGAUGGGCUGGUCAAUGCUUAAUGCUUACAUCAUUUAACCUUAAUCUCAUUCUCUCACAGGUCAGAGUGUGUUUUGUUUGCAUUUCAUUUGUGUUGCAUAAUAUAUUAUAUCCAACGUAUACAAUAUACAAGUAUUUUAUAUAUAUGUAUACAAUAUACAAUUUCAUAAUACAUGAACAGACUUUUAGCUAGAGGUUUAAAAACAUGAAAGUUGCCUUGUGUUUAAGGCAUUAUUAACCUUUAAACCACAGGGCAGGUGUGAUGCUAUUAAUCAUAUGAAUGAAGCCUCCUCUCAGCUCAGGGUUUGGUUAAGCUCUUAUCAAUGAUUCAAUAUUAUUCAGACCUGAGAGAUGCUUCCUCUGGUGAUUUUGGUUUUCCUUCUGAGCUUUCCAACAUGGCAUGAGAUUUUUACAUCCUCCAGCUUAAGUAGACCAAAGACUGUCAUGGCACUUUGUUCAGCAGUGGAAAAGGGAAAAAUCUGUCUUGACUGACACACGGUUGAAUUGCGUUUCCCUCACUUUACCGUCAACAAAAGGUCAUAUCUCUACAAUCUUGCGUUUAUGGCUCAGGCAUUCUUCAGUCUCUGACACAAACACUGUAUUUUCUAGAAUGUUUGAUUUAGUAUCUUUUAUUUAACCGAUGUAUAAAUCUUAUGAAUCGUACGAAAACGCACAGGUUGUUUAAUUCCAAAAUCAAACAAAAGAAAAGUAAAUCAUAUUUUGCAUGAAAAAGGCGAGAAAAAGCCUAGUUUUAGAAACAGUAUUUUGUGCUUCGGGACAUUAUUUCCAUGAGACUGAAAGUGAUGGUUCACCCAAAAAUCAUUUACAACCCUCCCGUCAUUUCAAACCUUUAUGGCUUGCUUUCUUCCGCAGAACACAAAAGAAGAUAUUUUGAAGAAUGUCGGUUGCCAAACUGCACUGGACCCCAUUCACUUCUAUUGUAUGAACACAAAACCAAUGCAAGUCAAUGGGGGCCAGUUAACAACAUUUUUCAAAAUAUCUUCUGCGGAAGAAAGAAAGUCGUGCAGGUUGAUGGUGAACUAACACUUUUACAGAUCUUUAAAUGUUUCUUAAUAGUGUUUCUCAUAAUAAUGUAAAACAGUCAUAGUAAUAAUUGCAGUAAUAUUUAUUCUAUUUUUAAGCAAAAUGUAAUUUUUUUUGUUUGAUUUUGAGGUCAAAACAUGUUGUUGACAAAUAUGGUUUGAUGUCUGAAAUGAAGGACAGAAGUGAGAGAUUGGGAGGUUUAUUAGAAUUGCUUUUAGCUGCUUUUAAAACAUAUCAAACCAGACGGGACUCUCUCCAUUUGAUGGACUUUCAGUUUGCCUGAUUCUUCGAAAUGGGUGUAACAGAAGAACGAAAGGCAGGAAAACAUAUGCAGAUAAUUCAGUUUGAAAAAUGCGAGGAUGUAUAUUAUCUAGAAAGGUUUUUCCCAGAAAAAUUGUGUUUGGAAUAUCAUAAAUACAGUGCCUUGUAUUAGCGUUGUGUGCUCCGUAAACGAGCUGUGGGCAGGUGGUGUUUAUAGGUUGUGACUGCGUCUGCACACUUUUAUUUCUUAUAAAUCAGAGUACAUUUCACAGGAGACGUCUUCAUUAUCAGGCAUAGUGUAAAUUACACUUAAAUCCUUUAUUUGCUAGUUUGAUUUUUACAUUUAAUUACGUUUGUCCUUCAAACAUGCUUCCGAGUCUUAAGUUAUGAAGUAUGCUUGCUGUGUUUUAUCUUCAUAUUUGCAUAUUUAGAAAGUAACUAAGAUAAUCUGAAGGCCUGUAUUGUUUCUCAAGACAGCGUGGGUUUCACUUAGCUCAGGUUAAAUCCAUGAUCACGGACCUGGUUUGAUUUAGCAUGGAUUUAACAGUUGAGAAUCAAAAUGUACUCGUCUUCAAAUGCAUUCCUGGGUUCCAUUGAUAAAUAUUAACUCUUGCGUAGAUGUUGGUGGGGAAGGAAACCUUUCAGAGAACUAGGAUGUAGCCAGAAAGCAUGCUUGCAUUAUCUGUUUCCUGGUGAGGACGACUCGCUUCCUCUCUGUCAGCUUGGCCUCAAAUACACAGGUUUUCUAAUGCACAA
Triplophysa rosa is the source of this 5394-nucleotide messenger RNA. RefSeq names its product TLC domain containing 3A (gene tlcd3a). The coding region runs from base 377 to 1222 and encodes 281 amino acids. The transcript has 5 exons. The record is from RefSeq and is a predicted model, not a curated record. Gene Ontology annotation, cellular component: membrane; endoplasmic reticulum. Gene Ontology annotation, biological process: lipid homeostasis. Lineage: Eukaryota; Metazoa; Chordata; Actinopteri; Cypriniformes; Nemacheilidae.